Astyanax mexicanus (Mexican tetra) is the source of this 872-nucleotide messenger RNA. It is a transcript of the gene mrpl54, whose product is annotated as mitochondrial ribosomal protein L54. Gene Ontology annotation, molecular function: structural constituent of ribosome. The record is from RefSeq and is a predicted model, not a curated record. NCBI's taxonomy places the organism in Eukaryota, Metazoa, Chordata, Actinopteri, Characiformes, Acestrorhamphidae. The coding region runs from base 58 to 480 and encodes 140 amino acids. The transcript has 3 exons. Gene Ontology annotation, cellular component: mitochondrial large ribosomal subunit.
UGCUCAGUGCUGGGCGGAAGCUGCUGUACAGCAUGGUGGCAGGCUGCUGUAUGAACCAUGGCGCUGAGGAGUUUAACGAAUCCUGUAAAAGCUGCUCUAAAUCUCUGUGUUUUUAAUUCACACGCAGAAACCUGUGCUCUAGCGGGUCUGAGAGGUUCAGUGGGUGUUCGCGGAUACGCUAAGAAAGUCGCUGCUAAAGGGAAGGGAAAAGGCAUGAUGAAGGAUGUGCAGAAGGGUCCAGAGGUGUGCAAAGAUCCAGAGAAACUCGUAUCGCAUGCUGUAGGAGUAAACAUCUUCAAACAGGGUGAAGAUCCGCCAAUUAAACCCAAAGAUGAAUAUCCAGAAUGGCUGUUUCAGCUGAACCUUGGCCCUGCCAAAAAACUGGAAGAAAUGGAUUCAGAGAGUCACGAAUACUGGAAACGUCUACGAAAGGAGAACAUAUGGCGGUUUAACAGAUUACACAAGGGUAAAAAGUUCUGAGAGACAAAGAGCUACACGCCCUGAUAAGACCAGGAUUUAAGUGACUCUUGGUGGAAAGGAACUGGCUGAUUUUAGGAAUUUGGUUCCUCGUUGAGCGUUCCACUACUUUCCCCAAAACAUGUCUGGAUUUCAGCUUCCUGUAAAUCUGCAAUGUCAAGACCACAAGUACCUGUGAUAGCGUGCAGUAUUUGGUAGUGCACUGGUUGUAUUUCACAAUGGUGGAUUUUUCACUAAGCUGUAUAAACUUGGACAGAAGUGGAAGCUUGUCCAGCAGGAACUUUAGUUGUCCUUUAUUGGACAGGCCUGGACUUUUGAACUGUUUAUGAAGCUCAGUUACACAAGCCAGGAUUGAUCAACAUUUGCUCUCUUAAAAAUAAAUAUUCCUAAAAAGA